CAUAUUAUUAUCUUUAAAUUACAGAUGCAAGUUGAUAGUGAAAAUUUCAUCGACAGUUCAAAUAAUCCUAAUUUAAUAGGAAAUAGAUAUGUAAAUCAUUUAUUAACCUAAGUCUAUGAGGAGUAGAAGAAGGAAGAUUUAUGAUGAUGGAGAUUUUAAGGAGGUAGUCAAGAAUUUUUAUGCCUUGAUCUCCGAGAUAAACAAAAGUACCUUAUUUAUACAAUUUAUUAUCUAAGUUGCGAAUAAGAAAAUUCAAAAGACAGCGCCUCUAAAAAAUAAAUAAUAAACUAAUAUUUAAAACAAAAAGCCACUGCAGAAAAAACCUCAAUCACAAGAUUUAAAGAAAACAGAUCUCUACAAUUUUAAAAAAGAGCCGAUAUAUUCUUAAGUUGCUUUUUAAGCAUAGCCCUAUUUUAAUCCUCAGUAGUAUUAAUAGUUUUCCCAUAAUUACAUGAACCAAUUUUAUAAUACUACCCCAGCAUAAUUAGUAUGAUCUAUACAUAAACAUAGCAAAUAAUUUCUAGAAAUCAACUUAACAAUCCACAAUUAAAAAGAAAUUCAUUUCACAUUGCAAUAUCAUAUUUCAUAUAUAUCCAAUCCAGUGGCUAAGAAAAGUAUGAAAGUAGAGAUCCUACUAUGAAUGCCAAAAGAAAAAUGAAAGAAACAAAUUCAGACGUUAUAAAGGUAUGACUUUCAAAGAUAUUUUGUUAUUUUUAGUAAUUAGAUAACUUUGUUAUGAAUGAAAGACAACCUCCAUUGUAAUAGAGAACCUACUAACAACAUAAUUAAGAGGAACAGAAGGAAGAUAAUGCAGAAUAGAACAAAUUGAAUUGA
Paramecium octaurelia is the source of this 834-nucleotide messenger RNA. Lineage: Eukaryota; Ciliophora; Oligohymenophorea; Peniculida; Parameciidae. The record is from the annotation of a GenBank genome assembly.